AGGACCAUUUUAGCUCUGCCAGUUAAUGUGCAACUUGGUGGUUAAAUAAAGAGAGGGUCACAGUGCGGAGUCAUAGUAAUCUGUCAGGCGCUUUGCGAGCACAAGCAGUUUGGCACAGAAACAUGGCUGUACGACUCUUUGAAGGUAAAAAGCAUGCAGCUGCUUACCUGCAGUACAGAGUGGCGCCCCAUGAACUGAUCAGCAGGAUCAUGAGCUACAUGGAGAAAAAGACACCAAAACAAUUCAACCUUGCAGUGGAUGUGGGCUGCGGUUCGGGGCAAGGGACAAUCCUUUUGGCUCCAUACUUUUCGAAGGUGGUUGGAACAGACAUCAGUCCCGCCCAGCUGGAAAUGGCACUGGCCAAUCGUAACCCUCCAAACGUCUCAUACAGACAGUGUCCUGCAGAGGAGCUACCCUUUGGGUCUGGAGAGGUGGACCUUGUGACAGCCAUGACAGCGGCUCACUGGUUUGACCACCAGCGGUUCCUCCAGGAGGCUGACAGGUUACUGAGGCCUGGAGGCUGUCUGGCCCUUGUGAGCUACACCAUGGACAUGGAGCUGGAGUAUGGGGAUGUCUCCAACACACUGAAUGACAUCUGUAAAGAGCUUUAUGCUGCCCUGCUUCCUUUCCGAAAUCCACAUAUAAGAUCAGGCUCUGAGAAGAUCUACCUAGACAUGUUUGACUGCUGUUCCUACCCAGACAAAGAGUGGAACGAGCGUCUCUUGAUAAAAAGAACCAUGCCCCUGAGUGGAUAUAUUGGCAUGGUGGAAACCUUCUCCAGCUACCAGAAACUGCAAGAAAAGGACCCUGCUGAGGCUGAACGUCUCUCUGAUGACAUCAGGAACAAGUUGCUGUUGACCAUGAAGGUGUCUUCUCCUGACACAGAAGUUACAGUGAUUGUGAAAUAUUUCUACUGGCUAGCGUGCAAACCUUGCAUCUGACUGGCUGAAUCCUGCACAGGAGUGUUUCCCAAACUUUCUGGCCCAA
Molecule: messenger RNA, 987 nt
Organism: Toxotes jaculatrix (banded archerfish)
Lineage: Eukaryota; Metazoa; Chordata; Actinopteri; Toxotidae
Product: trans-aconitate 3-methyltransferase-like
Exons: 6
Coding region: 123-941 (272 amino acids)
Molecular function (GO): S-adenosylmethionine-dependent methyltransferase activity
Source: RefSeq, a predicted model, not a curated record